This is a messenger RNA of Didymodactylos carnosus, 360 nucleotides long. Lineage: Eukaryota; Metazoa; Rotifera; Eurotatoria; Philodinida; Philodinidae. The record is from the annotation of a GenBank genome assembly.
AUGACUGACAGUAAGACGUCUCAGAACAAACAAAGUCUGUUAGAUAAAUUUGAAAUUGAUCGAUCAUCUUCCUCAUCUCAACAAUCUCAGUUAGAAAAAGGUCAAAUUAAGGAUUAUAAUCACGUUGUACCACCCGGGUUAGCGUCACAAUCAUUAACUAAUAACAGCAAUAUUACAAAUAUCACAACAGUUCGAACGGUAACCUCAUCUUCUAAGAGAAAAGUAUAUAAAAGCUCAACUAGUUCGCCUCGAAGCCGAGCCAAUAGAUUAUAUAAGUAUAUCUCAUCAUGGGAAAAAAUGCCCGAAGCAUUUUAUAGAACGAUCGAACAGAAUAAAUUUCGCGAAAACCAAGAAAAAUGA